Messenger RNA from Didymodactylos carnosus, 1179 nucleotides. The record is from the annotation of a GenBank genome assembly. NCBI's taxonomy places the organism in Eukaryota, Metazoa, Rotifera, Eurotatoria, Philodinida, Philodinidae.
AUGAUUAAUAAUUUAAUAGUAACAAAUAUUAUCAGUUUAAAUGAUAUUGAUGAGCAACAGUCUGUUCGAACUUUGAGUACUGAACAUCCACGUUUUAUGUGGAUGAGACAAAUUGAAAUACUCUUUUUUCAUAUGUCUAUUAGUGAUAUGGAAAUGGCAAAAAAGAAUAUGAUUGAUGAAUGUUGUAAAUUUUAUUAUAAUGAUGAAAUUGAAUUAAAACGUAUUCAAACAUUUUGGAAUGAUUAUCAUCCAUCUAAAGCUAUUUGGUGGUAUACAAGUGAUUCUUUUUUAUAUCGUCUAUUGAAUAGAGCAUUUCGAACAGAAAAUAUUCUUUUACUCAAUGCAUUUCGAUUUUUUAUGAUUGAUUUACGAAAUCAGUUGUCUGAACUUUACCAAACUCAAUAUACAAAUAAUACACAAAUAUUUUAUGUCUAUCGUGGACAAGGUAUGUCUGUUAAAGAGUUACAAAAGAUUAGAGAUAAUAUUGGCGGAUUUUUAUCGAUAAAUACAUUUUUUUCCACAACAGUAUCAUCAAGUCUAGCUGCUGAUUUUGCUGGUGAUUCAUUUAGUCAAUUAAUAUACGAACGUUCAGUAGUAUUUCAAAUGGAAAUUGAUCCAAGGAUAUGUCCAAGUAGAAGUCCUUUUGCAAAUAUUAGUAAACAUAGUUCAAUGCCAAGUGAAGAUGAAAUAUUAUUCUCAAUGGGAACAAUUUUUCGUAUUGAUUUAGUAGAAGAAUUAGAAAUAGGUGGUUUGUGGAUUGUUACAUUGACAAUGACUAAUGAAUAUGAUAAAAAUUUUGAUAGAUUAUGUGAUUUAUACCAACAAAAUUUGAAUGAAAAACCAGAAUAUAUUAUAAUUGGUGAUCUAUAUAUUAGUGCGGGUCAAUAUGAAAAAGCUGAACUACAUUAUCUUAAGCGUUUAUAUGUUCCAGACGUUGACAUUGGUUUGAUUAAUAGACAAUUGGGUUAUAUCUACUAUUUAGAAGAUGAGAAUGAUUUAGCUAAAGCAUAUUAUAAAUCAGCAAUAACACGUUUUCAAGAAGUGAACAAUUAUGAAGAAUUAAUUAGUACAUAUUGUGAUCUGGCAAUGAUGCAUACAGACUGUGGAAAGUAUAAACUAGCAUUAAAAAUCUUAUAUAAAGCAAAAACAAUUUGUAAUUUCAGUUCAAAUUUUAUCUAA